Molecule: messenger RNA, 1656 nt
Organism: Dipodomys spectabilis (banner-tailed kangaroo rat)
Lineage: Eukaryota; Metazoa; Chordata; Mammalia; Rodentia; Heteromyidae
Product: extensin-like
Exons: 1
Coding region: 1-1656 (551 amino acids)
Source: RefSeq, a predicted model, not a curated record
AUGCCACCCAACCACAGCCAGCCACAGCCCACUGCGGCCAGGAUGCCACCCAACCACAGCCAGCCACAGCCCACUGCGGCCAGGAUGCCACCCAACCACAGCCAGCCACAGCCCACAGCGGCCAGGAUGCCACCCAACCACAGUCAGCCACAGCCCACUGCGGCCAGGAUGCCACCCAACCACAGCCAGCCACAGCCCACAGCGGCCAGGAUGCCACCCAACCACAGCCAGCCACAGCCCACUGCGGCCAGGAUGCCACCCAACCACAGUCAGCCACAGCCCACUGCGGCCAGGAUGCCACCCAACCACAGCCAGCCACAGCCCACAGCGGCCAGGAUGCCACCCAACCACAGCCAUGCCCGCCACAGCCACGCCCGCCACAGCCCACAGCGGCCAGGAUGCCACCCAACCACAGCCAGCCACAGCCCACUGCGGCCAGGAUGCCACCCAACCACAGCCAUGCCCGCCACAGCCACGCCCGCCACAGCCCACAGCGGCCAGGAUGCCACCCAACCACAGCCAGCCACAGCCACGCCCGCCAUAGCCCACAGCGGCCAGGAUGCCACCCAACCACAGCCAGCCACAGCCCACUGCGGCCAGGAUGCCACCCAACCACAGCCAGCCACAGCCCACUGCGGCCAGGAUGCCACCCAACCACAGCCAGCCACAGCCCACAGCGGCCAGGAUGCCACCCAACCACAGCCAGCCACAGCCCACUGCGGCCAGGAUGCCACCCAACCACAGCCAACCACAGCCCACUGCAGCCAGGAUGCCACCCAACCACAGUCAGCCACAGCCCACAGCGGCCAGGAUGCCACCCAACCACAGCCAGCCACAGCCCACAGCGGCCAGGAUGCCACCCAACCACAGCCAGCCACAGCCCACAGCGCCCAGGAUGCCACCCAACCACAGCCAUGCCCGCCACAGCCACGCCCGCCACAGCCCACAGCGGCCAGGAUGCCACCCAACCACAGCCAGCCACACCCCACAGCGCCCAGGAUGCCACCCAACCACAGCCAGCCACAGCCCACUGCGGCCAGGAUGCCACCCAACCACAGUCAGCCACAGCCCACAGCGGCCAGGAUGCCACCCAACCACAGCCAGCCACAGCCCACUGCGGCCAGGAUGCCACCCAACCACAGCCAGCCACAGCCCACUGCGGCCAGGAUGCCACCCAACCACAGCCAGCCACGCCCGCCACAGCCCACAGCGGCCAGGAUGCCACCCAACCUACAGCCAGCCACAGCCCACAGCGCCCAGGAUGCCACCCAACCUACAGCCAGCCACAGCCCACUGCGGCCAGGAUGCCACCCAACCACAGCCAGCCACAGCCCACUGCGGCCAGGAUGCCACCCAACCACAGCCAGCCACGCCCACAGCGGCCAGGAUGCCACCCAACCACAGCCGGCAGCGUGUCUGAGUGCGGACAGCUCUGGUCUUGGCCAGUGCUGGACACAAGAGAAGCUGGCUGGUCACUGGUGGAAGGGUGGAGGGUGUCCAGGGCCGGAGCAGGGUGGGGGGCCGUCCCCUCCUCUGCUCCUCCACCCCACGGUCCUCAUGGCCCAUGGAUCCAGUCUGAGGCGGGGGUCCCCAGGGUCUUCCUUGGGACCUCAGGUUCCUCUACAGCCAGGGUGUCAAGGCCGGGAUGCCCAGUGA